Molecule: messenger RNA, 555 nt
Organism: Lactuca sativa (garden lettuce)
Lineage: Eukaryota; Viridiplantae; Streptophyta; Magnoliopsida; Asterales; Asteraceae
Source: RefSeq, a predicted model, not a curated record
AUGAAGAUUUUUUGUGUGAUCAACAACAAGGAUCACCUUAAAAAAUUUGCACCGAAAUCAGAUGAAGGCAUUUUCCUGGGCUACACACCCAAUAAAGUUGCCUACCAGCAUCUCAUUAGACGCACAAGACUCAUAGUAGAAAGCAUCGAUGUCAAAUUUGAUGACCACUAUGUACGCAACACUGCUCUGUCAACUGAAACAAAAGCAAUCCUGGAAAGUGAUAUCCCAACCUCUUCGGGUCCCUUAAACAUAUUUGAAAUAAACUAUGAUGACCUUUUUGACCCCGCAGAGACUGCUCGUCUCUCUGAAAUCCUGGUGUCUCCGGUAGCUCAACAAAAACAUGCUGAAGUAUCUGGUCCAACCUUAUCUGAAGAUUUCUCACUCAAUACUUCCACCUCACCGGUUGAGGGGGAAAGUUCAACUCUGGUUCCUAUGACAAACAUCGAGGUUCCAGUACUAGAAGAUGCAGCUCCGGUGUCUAACCACAAAAUCUCAAUUCCAUCAAAUGUAUCUUCAAAAUCUGAGGAUGAAGAGGUUGAAAACAAAGACAAAUGA